Perognathus longimembris pacificus (Pacific pocket mouse) is the source of this 892-nucleotide messenger RNA. It is a transcript of the gene Commd6, whose product is annotated as COMM domain containing 6. The record is from RefSeq and is a predicted model, not a curated record. The transcript has 3 exons. Lineage: Eukaryota; Metazoa; Chordata; Mammalia; Rodentia; Heteromyidae. The coding region runs from base 261 to 437 and encodes 58 amino acids. Gene Ontology annotation, molecular function: NF-kappaB binding.
GUCCGAGUCCCGAGUCCCGGGUCCCGUGGCCUCCUCUGGGCUCGGGCGGGCCGGCCUGCCCCCCGCCGGAAGAUCGAGCCAACUAAACCGAACUGCGCCCGCGACCCUGUGACCUUCCGCGUCUCUCCUACCUUUUGCACUUGAGAUGCCCCAGUCAUCGUAAUUUCGCUUCCAUUUACCCUGACGCAGAAUACAGACCGAAUAUUCUGUUUUUACUCGAAGAUAGGAAUACGCUUAUAGAUUUUCAGUGGAAACUCGGCAUGGCUGUGAGCUCGGACAGCUGCAGAUCACUUAAGUAUCCUUACGUUGCAGUAAUGCUAAAAGUGGCAGAUCAUUCUGGCCAAGUAAAGAACAAGUCCUUUGAAAUGACAAUUCCUGAGUUUCAGAAUUUUUACAGACAGUUCAAGGAAAUUGCUGCUGUUAUGGAAACUGUGUGAAACUCUUUGGUGGAUACAGUCCUAUCAUCAUUUGAAAAUUAUGAGCCCAUCUUUUGGCAAAAGAACUACAGAAGAACCAAAUGAUAUUUAUCGUAGUUUUUUCCACUUUUUAAAUAAUAAAAAAAUGAGAAAAACAGGAAUUAGGUGGUGGUGAUCACAACUUUGUGAAUGUACUAGAGGCAACUCAAUUGAAUGCCUUAAGGUUGUAUUUGUGGUAUGUGGACUACAUCUAAAAAAUCAGAGAGGCAGUUGAAUGGAGACAAUACAAGUUUAUGUAUUGGAACAAUAGUUUGAAAACUCACUGGUAAAGGAACCCACUUUAUAAACUAUUUAACAGAGUCCUAUAAGUACAUGUAAAUUAAAAGUACCAUGUUUGAAUAACGUAUAAGUUUUGUUUUUGAGUUCCUCUCUCAAACAUUUGGAAGUUGAUUAAAAUUUGCCAUGGAUGUUAAUCA